Molecule: messenger RNA, 1206 nt
Organism: Maudiozyma saulgeensis
Lineage: Eukaryota; Fungi; Ascomycota; Saccharomycetes; Saccharomycetales; Saccharomycetaceae
Source: the annotation of a GenBank genome assembly
AUGUCACUUGAACCUCCAAUUGGUAAAUCCAACGAUGUGAGAACACGUAGUAAUAGCAGUGUAUCAAUUAGAAGAAGAAGUAGAAGAUCAUCAUCUGUCGGUAAAUUAGAAUUAGGUGAUUCCGGUUAUAAUUUAUUAGGUGUAUCAAAACCAAAGGAUACAAAAAAUUUAAGAAAAGAUGUUUCAAUGACUGAUAAUUCAAUUGUUAAAAAUUUACAUAGUUUUUUAGAAUUAAGUUCAGAACAUAUGUGGAUUAUUCCAUUAAUUAUUAUUACAAUUGUUUAUACAUUAUUCUUUCAAUCGCAAGAUCAAUCUGAAAAGAAUCCAUUACAUAUGUUUGUUUCAAUUUCAUAUAGAAUUGAUGAUACAGACAUGUAUGGUAAAGGUAUUAAAGAUUUAUGUUUCUUAUUUUAUUAUAUGAUUGUAUUUACAUUUGUUCGUGAAUUCUUUAUGGAUAUGAUUAUUCGUCCAAUUGUAUUAAAAGCUCAAGUGAAAUCAAAACAUAAAUUGAAUAGACUUAUGGAACAAUUAUUUUACAUUAUCUACUAUGGUUUGUCUAGUCCCUUUGGUCUUUGGAUCAUGUACAACUCAGAUUUAUGGUUAUUUAAAACAGAUACCAUGUAUAAAACAUUUCCUGAUUUCAAUAAUUCUUUCUAUUUUAAAUGGUUCUAUUUAGGUCAAGCAUCAUUUUGGGCUCAACAAGCUUGUGUCUUAGUCUUACAAUUAGAAAAACCAAGAAAGGAUUACAAAGAAUUAGUGUUUCAUCAUAUCGUCACAUUGCUAUUAAUUUGGUCCUCUUACGUAUUUCAUUUUACUAAGAUGGGUCUUGCAAUUUAUAUUACUAUGGAUGUAUCAGAUUGGUGGUUAGCAAUGUCAAAGACUUUGAAUUAUUUUGAAUCUGUUCUAACAGCUCCUGUCUUUGUUAUCUUCAUGUUUAUUUGGAUAUAUCUUCGUCAUGUUGUAAAUUUGAGAAUUCUUUGGUCAGUAUUAACAGAAUUCCGCACAGAAGGUACUUAUAUUCUUAACUUUGCUACUCAACAGUAUAAAUGUUGGAUCUCUCAAUCUAUUGUUUUCACUUUAAUUAUGGCUUUACAACUUGUUAACUUAUAUUGGUUGUUCUUAAUCCUAAGAAUCCUAUUUAGAAUGGUUGUAACAGGUGAAAAAACUGAUGAAAGAAGUGAAAACUCUUCCGAGGAAGAUGAUUAA